AUGGCGGAUGCAAACCCCCAGCCACUUACCACUAAGAGAAAACGCCCAGCACGCCGUCGCGGCAAGGACAUCGGGCACAAGAACGACGCGGCGCAGAAGCGUGCUGGGAAAGAGGCCGGGGACGGGGACGGUGACGGGGACGGGGUGGUCGGUGAGAGUAAAGCUGCUCAGAGUCAGAGUGACGCCCCGACUCAGGAAGGGUUCCAGCCGCAACGCGAGAAGAGGAAGAGACCGAAGCGGCGUCGUGGCUGGAACAUUGGUCAGAAGAGUGAGGGACAGGCUCAGGCUCAGGUUGUGAGCAAGGACGAGAGCAAGGGACAGGCUGAGGUUGCGAGCAAGGGCGAGAGCAAGGGUCAGGAAGGACCCCGACCGCAAAUUUCCGAGGGGAAGAAGAGGCGGAACCAGCGUCUCAAUCGCUAUCGCCUGAAGAAGAAUAAGGAGUGGAAGGCUAAGCGCGCAGAGAUGGCUACCGCUGCCGGUGGGGCUGCUGCUGGUGCCGCUGUGGCUGGGGGUGCGAAGGGUAUGGAUGGUCAAAAGGCCCUGGGAGAAACCACGGCUGCGGGAACGACUACGACGACUACGACUACGCCGGCUGUGGAGGAGAAGGGUGAUGGUGAAGUGAAGGAAGAGCAGGGAGGACCCCAACCGCAGCCCGAGAAGAAUAAGAUGUCACGCUCACGCUCGCGUCGCCGGGCAAAGGCUAAGCGCGCAGAGGUGGCCGCCGGUGAGGCUACUGAUGCCGCUGUAGCUGAGGGUGUGGAGGCUAUGGAUACCGAGAUGACACCGGCCCCGGCCGCGGCAGAGGUUAUGACUACGGCUCUGGCUGAGGAGAAAGGUGAUGGGGAAGCGCAGGAUCCGGCUAUUCCGGCUAUCCAGGCGGAGGCAGAGGCGAACACUGUGCCUGUGGAGGACAUCCAGAUGGUGUCUGCUUAG
This is a messenger RNA of Anthostomella pinea, 933 nucleotides long. The record is from the annotation of a GenBank genome assembly. Lineage: Eukaryota; Fungi; Ascomycota; Sordariomycetes; Xylariales; Xylariaceae.